Messenger RNA from Sinocyclocheilus anshuiensis, 3163 nucleotides. Its product is annotated as hyaluronan synthase 3-like. Gene Ontology annotation, biological process: hyaluronan biosynthetic process; polysaccharide biosynthetic process; extracellular matrix assembly. Gene Ontology annotation, cellular component: plasma membrane. The coding region runs from base 181 to 1842 and encodes 553 amino acids. NCBI's taxonomy places the organism in Eukaryota, Metazoa, Chordata, Actinopteri, Cypriniformes, Cyprinidae. Gene Ontology annotation, molecular function: hyaluronan synthase activity. The transcript is spliced from 4 exons. The record is from RefSeq and is a predicted model, not a curated record.
CUCCUGAAUUAAGUGUGGCUGGAAUAAAGAUGUAGUGUGAGCAGGAGGCUGAACAAGGACGGUGCUGUGCUCAACUGUGGUGGAGAGGAGUGGAGCAGACGCCUGGCAGACACACACUCGCACACACUGGCUCAGAGAGAAAGAGAGAGAGCCCACCGUCACAUCUGCGGGGCUGGGAAGAUGCCCUCUCGCUUUGGCACUGCGGUGCGGAUCUUCAUCACCACCCUAUUUGCGGCAGUGGUGCUUUUUGCCAUCCUACUGGCUUAUGUGACAGGUUACCAGUUCAUCCACACCGAGCAGCACCACCUGUCUUUUGGCUUGUACGGAGCCUUUCUAUCCCUUCACCUCCUCCUGCAGAGCCUCUUUGCCUUCCUAGAGCACCGACAAAUGCGUGGCCCUUCCAGACCCCAGCACCUGCGGCGCACUGUGGCCCUCUGCAUCGCAGCCUAUCAGGAGGAUCCGGACUACCUUCGCAAGUGUCUUCGGAGCAUUCGCCACAUUUCUUUUCCCGGGCUUAAAGUAGUGCUGGUGGUGGAUGGGAAUCGGCAGGAGGAUGGUUACAUGAUGGACAUCUUCCAGGAGGUGAUGGGGGGAGUGGAGCAGACAGGCUGUGUGGUGUGGAAGGGGAAUUACCAUAGGGACGGGGAUGGGGGAGGAGGGAAAGGUUCGUUGCAUGCUGAGGAGGCUGCACGGGUGGCCAGGUUGGUGCGGAGCUGUCGUUACUCCUGCAUCAUGCAAGAGUGGGGCGGCAAGAGGGAGGUCAUGUAUACAGCCUUCAAAGCACUGGGAGAUACUGUGGAUUACAUACAGGUAUGUGAUUCCGACACUGUACUGGAUCCAGCAUGCACCAUUGAGAUGCUGAAGGUUCUAGAGGAGGAUCCGGAAGUGGGUGGUGUUGGAGGAGAUGUUCAGAUUCUGAACAAGUACGACUCCUGGAUCUCCUUCCUGAGCAGUGUCCGUUACUGGAUGGCCUUCAACGUGGAGCGGGCAUGCCAGUCUUACUUUGGAUGUGUGCAGUGUAUCAGUGGACCUCUGGGAAUGUACCGCAACUCUCUUCUUCAGCAGUUCCUGGAGCCCUGGUAUCAUCAGACCUUCCUAGGAAGCAAGUGCAGCUUCGGGGAUGAUCGCCACCUCACCAACCGCGUCCUCAGCUUUGGCUACAAAACCAAGUUCACGGCACGCUCACAAUGCCAAACCGAGACCCCCACGCAAUAUCUGCGCUGGCUCAACCAGCAGACCCGCUGGAGCAAGUCUUACUUUCGAGAGUGGCUCUACAACGCCCUUUGGUUCCACAAGCACAGCCUCUGGAUGACCUAUGAAUCUGUGGUCACCGGGUUCUUCCCUUUCUUUCUGGUGGCUACAGUCAUCCACCUGUUCUACCGAGGCCGGUUAUGGAACAUCUUGCUCUUCUUGCUAACAGUCCAACUGGUGGGCAUGGUGAAAGCCACCUAUGCCUGCUUCCUGCGGGGCAGGCUUGUCAUGAUCUUCAUGUCACUGUAUUCACUACUCUACAUGUCAAGCCUGCUGCCUGCUAAGAUCUUUGCCCUGUUGACUAUUAACAAAGCAGGUUGGGGAACAUCAGGCAGGAAAAAGAUAGUGGUAAACCUUAUUGGGGCUGUGCCUGUGACCGUGUGGGCAGCCAUACUGCUCGGUGGCGUGGUUUACACCAUUUACUGUGAGGUGCAAGAGCCAUUUAGUGAGACAGAAAAGGCUCUUCUCAUUGCAGGCACCAUCCUCUAUGCCUGUUACUGGCUCAUACUCCUGGUGCUCUACCUGGCCAUAGUGGCUAAGCGCUGUAACAAAAGAGAGGAACAGUAUCACCUAUCCUAUGCCGAAGCCUAGCAUGGUCUCUCCAAAAGAUCUCUACAUGCUGUCAGGGCUCAUUUGAAAUGGCCCCGUCUUUACCUGGUGCUGCAAUCUUGGUUAUAAUUAUGGAUCAUGUGCAAGUCCAAGCUGUCGGAUGUUGUUAGCGAUGGCUACUUGAGAGGUUUCAAACAGUGGAGUUUUUGAGAGAGCCAUAAUUUACAAAAGCUGACAUCAGGAAUGGUGCUUCUCCUGAUUAUAAAGCACACAAUAAGGAGGCGGCCAGCCAAGGUGAGAACAAAAAGUUGAGCCAAAGGUUAGUGUAAGAGUGAUAAGUUAAUGUAGUUCAUCUGGCACACUCAUAUUAAGUUAAGGGGCUAUAUUGGUGCUUGGAUUUAUAAUUAGACAGAAUGUGAACUUUCAAGGAUAGAGAGAUGUGUGCCAACACUUGAGGAAACCGGCAUAAGACAUUGAGUUUGCCAAACCCAGUCAGUAUUUUAACGUCUUUUAUCUGACAAUCCAGCAUAAUUCUAUAUUUCAUCAUUAGAAUUGUGGUGCUGCAGAUCCUUUUGUGGGGUAGCAUGAUAGAACAUUCAAGAAAGUACAAACAGCAUUUAAAUGAGAAUUUUAUGGUACUCCACAAAUAUUUACUACACUGUACAUGUUUACAGUUCAAGAUGUAUAUAGUAACAUCCAGUUCCAGUAAAUGGAUAGUGUCAGGCAACCAAAGAGGAUUUUCUCUAGCAUCUAGAAUGUUUUGUUCCUGUGUUAGUUUAAAAAAAAAAAUGGAGGAAAGAUUGGUCUCCUAUUUUUAUUCCCAUUCUCCUUUUUUACCUAUAAGACAAACUUGCUAGAAGUAUAAGAUCAAUUCGUUUUUUUAUUAUUUUCAUUAUAGGUGGUAGAACCAGAGACAUAACAAACAUGGUCAGUAAUACUUAAACUAUUACAAUUUUUCCCCUAGUUCUGAGAACUUCAAAGCAUAAACAGUGUUACAUUAUAUUUAAAAAAAAAACUGUCCAGUUAUACUGCCUGAAACUUUACACAUUACAUUUGUUUACAGACUUUGAAUAGCAUUUCUAAUAGUCAUUUUCUAUAGAGGCUUAUAAUCUAAUAACAUUUCAUUCAUGCUUCACUACCUGGUGAGAUUAUUUUUAACCUAAGAGGCAUGAUGUGGACCUGUGAUGUCAUGAUUGUAACAGCUUUUUCUCACCCCCAAACUGAUUAUUUAUAUAAAGUAUGUUAGCUAAUUCUGCAUGUUAGCCUGAUGUUACAGAAUCUGACCACCUUUGCAAAUUCUUACGACCUUUUCCUAUAACAUAAACUAUUUAGCAUAUAUACUAUUUUAUAGUAUAUAUAUAAC